Hymenoscyphus albidus is the source of this 2510-nucleotide messenger RNA. The record is from the annotation of a GenBank genome assembly. Lineage: Eukaryota; Fungi; Ascomycota; Leotiomycetes; Helotiales; Helotiaceae.
AAAUUCUCAUCGCCGCUGCAACACCAAAAUAUUGCCAUCAUGGAAAUGCUGUCUCCUGUCUCUCUGCAAACAAGGAGUUCCCAGUGCAUGGCUAAGGCUACCCCACUACUGUACCGGUUGUUGAAUCGUCAUUGCACCGUUGACAAGAUUAUUAGUAUCUUUACGUAACAACGGUUGGUGGCAAGCUCGCCCUCUAGAUUCAGAUAUGCAAUCUUAUAUGUGUAAAGUCUCUUACGAGAAGCUCACUCGCCACAGAUAGAGAUGCACAAGCACAAGCACUGUCAAGCAUAGGCAGGCAUCGGUUACAUGCCACACGAUGGAGCGAGACAGAUAAGACGCAUGCAAGAAGACACACCAAGAACCAUCAACCAAUGUCUCCUGGCCUCGUUUACCAAUAGCCUCAUCGGAAACCCUUCCACCGUGCUGCACUCGGCCCAAUUUUCUAAUUCUUUGCGCCUUGUUUCCGGAAUUGGCGUCGACGUCAAUUCCUUGACACAUGGGGCUGAUGCCAUUCGCGCCUUCCGAGAGACACAAUACACUACAAGAUCGGUGGAAGUAGGUAUUCGUUGUUCAUCCCUUUACGUCUCGAUUACCACCUACCUGGUCAACUACUGUACAGUACCACUACAUUACGUUCUUUCUUACCACAAACCUUGAUCGCCUCUGUCUUAUUAUUCAGAAAUAUUAUGCUUUCAUGCCCUAGAUAGAUGGGAUUUUCGGCAGAGGAAGCCGCACUUGCUUUUCAUACAGUAUCUUCUACCUCCUACUUUUCCUCAAUCUCUUCAUUCUUGGAUCCAAUCAAUGUUUUUCUGUCACUCAGUUGUAUCUGAAAUUUAAUUUUCCAUCUUUCAAUUUCAAUCGAGGAGUCCCGACGUCAUCAUGGACGACCAAGAUUCUUCCAAUUCGUCCUGGCUUCCCAAAUUCUUCCCGUCCAGGACAGCCACACCGACAUCUACCCCACCAAACGAACGAGAACGGAAUCGGGAACCCCUUCUCCCAAAGUCGAAAUCCAUCAACACCAAUAAUGCACAGUCCGUAUCUUCCUCUGCAACAGAAGGAGAACCAUACAAACUAGAGAACGAAGAUUCGCCGACCAAACAAUGGCUGGCCGAAUUCCUCCUCUUGCUUCGCGGCUCCCUGCCCGUAAUUCUCGCCUAUACUUUGCAAAACUCCCUACAGACGAUAUCAGUUUUGAUAGUAGGUAGACUGAGUCCAGAGGCAUUAGCUACAGCCGCAUUUUCAUACAUGUUCGCCAUGUCGACGGCAUGGCUCAUUGCGCUUGGUGGAUCGACUGCUUUGGAUACAUUAGCUUCCUCGACAUUUACGGGAAGCAAGAAUCCUCACGAUUUAGGAAUCUUGUUACAACGAUCGUUUAUCGUUCUUACCGCAUUUUAUAUCCCGGUGGCGAUUUUAUGGGCGUGUUCUGCGCCGGUGUUUAGACUUCUUGGACAGGAGGAGUAUAUCUGUGUUGAUAGUGCGAGAUUCUUGACGGCUUUGAUUCCAGGAGGUUUAGGAUAUGUAUACUUUGAAUCCAUGAAGAAGUAUCUCCAAGCUCAAGGUAUGGGCCAUCCUCGCCUCUUCUCACUUCCCAAUUGAAUCUCCAUGUUAACAUCAUUUCAGAAAUCAUGCAUCCAGGAACGUACGUCCUCCUCAUCACAUCUCCUAUCUCCGCUGGUCUAAAUUACCUCUUCAUUCACACCUUCUCCCUUGGACUCCUCGGCGCCCCACUCGCAACAGGCCUCUCAUACUGGCUAUCCUUCCUCCUCUUGGUCCUCUACUCCCGCUUCAUAGCCGGCUCAGUGUGCUGGGGAGGCUGGACACUAGCCAGUCUCCAAAAUAUACGCACCUUUGCCCGUCUCGCAAUCCUAGGCGUCGUCCAUGUCGGUACCGAAUGGUGGGCUUUUGAAAUCGUCGCCUUGGCUGCUGGAAGACUAGGGACGAUUCCCUUGGCGGCACAGAGUGUGAUCAUGACGACGGAUCAGGUUAUGAACACUAUACCUUUUGGCAUCGGCGUUGCGGCUUCUGCGCGCGUGGGAAAUCUUCUGGGAGAUAGGAAUGCGAAAGGAGCAGCGAGGGCAGCAAAUGUGGCAGCUUGGCUGAGUAUCGCCAUGGGCUUCUUGGUUCUCAUCAUCUUGAUGUCCGUGAAGGAUUUCUACGCCAAGAUCUUCAACGAUGAUAUGGACGUUGUCCGUCUCACCGCGGAAGUCAUGCCUUACGUGGCGCUCUUCCAGAUCGCGGAUGGCUUGAAUGGGAGUUGUGGGGGAAGUCUGAGGGGCAUGGGAAGACAGCAUAUUGGCGCGGCGGUUAAUAUCGUGAGUUACUAUAUGGGUGCCCUGCCGCUGGGCAUUUGGCUAGCCUUCCAUGGAUGGGGACUUACGGGGCUGUGGGUCGGUCAGUGUAUUGCUCUUUAUUUGGUCGGGGGCAUUGAGUGGGUUGUUGUGAGGAGGAGUGAUUGGGAGGUGCAGGUUGAGAGGGCGUUUGACAGGAUGGAUGAGGGGGCUAGGGUGGAG